UGCCGUUUCUUAAUUCAAGCAGAAUAACUUUUUUCUUUAUUUUGAUAUGUUCUUUAAUGACAUAUCAAUUUUAUUCUGGAAGUAUCGUCUCCAGCUUACUCAUGAAACCAAGAACAUUGAUAAAGUCCAUGGAAGAUCUACUAAAUUCUGGAUUGGAAGUUGGAUGUGAAAGUACUUUGUUUGAUAUGGAUUAUCUAAAAUUUACCACUGAUAAAGUCACAAGGAAGUUAUAUCUAACAAAAAUUCUUGGAAAAGGAAACUCAUCUAAUUUUCUACGUGCAUAUGAUGGUCUUCUGCUAGUCAAAAAAGGAGGUUAUGCUUUUCACACUGAGACGUCUGUUGCGUAUGAUAUAGCUAUCAAAACUUUUUCUGAGCAAAUAAUAUGUGAGUUGAAGGAAGUACGCAUGUAUAAAAAUAGACCUGCACAUUUAGCCUUACAAAAGAAUUCUCCAUUCAAGGAUAUGUUUGAUACCUGCUUGUUGAGAUUAACAGAAUAUGGAGUAUUUUCCAAGCAAGAACGUUUUUGGCAAGUUCAGAAACCAGAGUGCACUCAUUCAUCAUUAGCAUUAGCUACGCUUGGUCUGGAAAGCUUCUAUCCGUUAUUCAUUAUGCUCUUAAUAGCAAUGGUUAUAAGUCUAGUUAUUUUAGUUAUUGAAAUAUAUAUAGAUUUCAAAGGAAGAAACAAAAGAACAAACAACCUGGUGCCACUUUUUCAGUACCGUAAUUAACAACAUAAUAUUUACUAAAAACCUAAAUAAAACAAUUUUAGAGCAGAUUUGCACUUUAAUAUAAUAUUUUUAAUAUGAUAUUUAACACUAGCAGUUAAACAGUUAGAUGUUAAUUACUAACACUAUUAUUAAGACUUUUGCUAUUCCCACGGACUCUAUACUUUUUACUAAUACCUUUGGCUUAGCACAGUAGUGGUGUUUUUUUUAUUUGCUAGAGGCUUUUCGGUCUUUUUCUAUCUCAACACCCCUACUGUUUCCAAC
Messenger RNA from Diabrotica virgifera virgifera (western corn rootworm), 989 nucleotides. RefSeq lists its product as uncharacterized. The transcript has 3 exons. NCBI's taxonomy places the organism in Eukaryota, Metazoa, Arthropoda, Insecta, Coleoptera, Chrysomelidae. The record is from RefSeq and is a predicted model, not a curated record. Bases 57 to 728 code for a protein of 223 amino acids.